Amyelois transitella is the source of this 602-nucleotide messenger RNA. RefSeq lists its product as uncharacterized. The transcript has a single exon. NCBI's taxonomy places the organism in Eukaryota, Metazoa, Arthropoda, Insecta, Lepidoptera, Pyralidae. The record is from RefSeq and is a predicted model, not a curated record. Bases 1 to 504 code for a protein of 167 amino acids.
AUGUCUUCAGAAGAGACCGAGGAUUCUCUCAGAUUAGUCGUAAGUGACAAUUACGUAAUAAGUUCAUCCGUAGCUGAUAAAGUAAUAACCAAGUGCCUAAAUAGCGAACCUCAGUGUGAUGAGCGCCGGAAUGGAAUUCCUUGUUGCUCAAACGACGUAACUUUAAGUGUUGUUAAUGAAAUUAAUACCGGGUCUUACCCGGACAAAAGCGGUUCUGAAUCCGAUAAAAACACAUCGGACUUUAUUGUGAUAGAUCUGACAUGUAAUGUCAACGAUCCCAGUCGCCGGAAGGCUGUUGGUACAAAAACAAAUGAUUGUGAUCGUUCAAGUAUUUGUAGUGUAGAUUCAUGCCAAAGUUUAGUUCCUGUUCUGAACAACGAAAUUGUGAAUACUGAAAACCAGAAGUUGGUAAGUUUAUCGUUAUCCAUACUCCUCGCCGCAUUGCUGCAAGCGAUGCGAUGUUUUGCCCAGUUCUUAGAGAAUAUUGUUAUUCCUCAAAGGUAAUCCGUAUUGUGUUAUGUUCCUUUGUAUUUUUAUGCAGUAUUCCUUUGAUUUAGUAUACUAUAUUACAAACGAUAAUAUAUUUCAUUAAUACAUUUUAA